Molecule: messenger RNA, 6058 nt
Organism: Stylophora pistillata
Lineage: Eukaryota; Metazoa; Cnidaria; Anthozoa; Scleractinia; Pocilloporidae
Product: kinesin-like protein KIF19
Biological process (GO): microtubule-based movement
Molecular function (GO): ATP binding; microtubule motor activity; microtubule binding
Source: RefSeq, a predicted model, not a curated record
UGCAUUUGUUUAUACACUUGUUUCUCAUUUUCUUGUCUGCCUCAAAUGCAUUGCAAAAGUAAAUUGUACUACUUCCAUUAAGUUUUCACAGAAUAGAAUGGUCAAGGUAGCUGGAAAAACUUGAAAUGUCAAGACGUAACCAGAAAAAAAAAAGAAAACGAAGACUUGAACUUUCAAUGCCACAUCCGAAUCCAUGAAAAUGUCAUCUGUCCCUACCUUUUCUCCAAAGCCCCUCACAAUUUGAGAGUGGCCCUCUAAAUUUCACUUAGAAUGCCUCCGUAGAGGUUGUGACCCGAUAUUGGACACUAGUAUCCUAUUGUGGACACUAAUGACCGGCAUAAAGCGCUAGUUUCUUAUUUUGGAAAUAUUGCCCGAUUUUGGACAAUUAUGUCCCAUGUUCGACACUCAUGUCCGAUUCUGGACACUAGUGUCCUAUUUGGAUAUCAAUGUCUUAAUUGGACACCAGCGUUCGAUUUUGGACUAGGUGUCUGAUUCUGGACACUUUUAUCCGAUUCUGGACAUUGGUGUCCGAUUCUUGACAAUGGUGUCCUAUUUUGGACACUAUUGUCCGAUUCUAAACACUUCUGUUCGAUUCUGGACAGUAGUGUUCGAUUUUGGAAUCUAUUAUCUGCGUGUUGACACUAGUGUACAAUAUUAGACAUGAUUUUCCUUUUUUGAUCAAUAUGUUAGGUCGAAACACUCUGACUGCUCCGAGAGAUAAUUUAAUACAAUUGUUUCUUUACUUUCGGCUAUUCUCCUAGACCGUGGUUUAGUGCUUCUGCAUAUUUCGGAAAGAACUUGCUUGGAUUCAGAAUUAAUCCUACGAAUAUUUUAGUUAACGAAUGAAUGAGCAUAAGACGAUGGAUGACUCGACAUUUCUCGCUGACAAUAAUUUGCUGAAUAUUGCCCUUCUCUGACAAUUCUCUGUUGAGUGCUUCAGUCAUGCCCCAACAUGUACAGCCAACCUGAUGUCGUACGUAAUAUUGCGUGAAAAUUUCUAUCGCCAACACUUUCGUUUUACUCAGUCCACUUCCAGUACUACAUUGUAAUCUGUCAGACCAUAGAAUGAACGAGUAAAAAAAUCAUUUUUUCACAUUAAAAUUAUGAGCAAUGAUUUUUAUAGAAGGAUGAGUUAGUGUUAAAACACGUCAUCGUUCGUCUGUUGAUUUCCAUCUACGUAAACAUCAAUUGACUAAGAGAGCUAUAAGAGAAAGGGGCUUCCGCAUCGAGAACUCAUGGGUUUACCUCCUGCAGCGUAAAACGAGGAAGUAAAUAACACUUGCUUCCGCAAAUCGGCCGCCCAAGAAACGGACAUAAAACUUUCAUAAAAGAGAUUAAAGAAGUCAUAGAAAAGGUAGCGUCGAAAUAAAGUUGCAAUGGUUGUUACAGUGAUAGGAUUUGAACACUGGCACUUCUACCUUUUUUCCGACAAAUCUUAUGGAACAAAGGUAGCAGAGCUCAAUUCCUCGGUUUCUUGGAAAACGUUUGACGUAAAUCAUUGCCUCCCAUUUGUUUUUACGGUUUUAUUGUCUGAAGCUGUGUUAUGAGAUAAAAUUUUUCGUGUAAUUAAAAGCUCACGUUUGGGAAUUCGAAAAUAAAGCAACAAACCGAAGACAAAUAGUUUAGCACUAGAAUUGCAAUGAUACUCAGCGCUCGGAAAACUGCGAAUUUUUGAAGAUUCGUAUGUUUUUUUCCGGUCCUGGCUAAACAAAGCAAUGGCAUACAGGCUUGUUGCUUUCAAUAAAUAAAUGUUCUAUUCGUUGAAACUUUUCUUUUCUUAGCCACGGGUCUUGAAUGGUCCAUCUGGUCGCGUCUAAUGUUAUUAUUGCUUUGUCACCUUGACAACGCGUCAAUGCAUGAUGUCACAAAGAGGUCAAUAUAUAACAAAUAUAUUCCAUAUGAUUGGUUGAUUGAUGCGCGGUGGCCAACUUGUGAAGUGGAUUUUGAAUAACAAAGACGAGGAGGGAAGUAACUUGCUAACUGAAUCUUGUGAUAUAUAGUUGCUUUGUUUGCCUGAUGUAGCUCAAAAUGUAGGAUAUUAACUUACCGUGUUCCAAAGCUCGUGAACUUGUCGAGUAAACUACCGAAUUCCAACAUGUUGAACUGUUUCGAAGUCCGAAGGAACGUUCGACUGGUUGUGGUUAGCUUGCAGCUGUUUUGCUCUUCAUCUUUUACAACAAAUAUCUACUAAGUAAACUGAGAAGUCAUCAUGACAGACAAGGAGAAAGGGAAGGAAAGCUCUCAUAACUUGAUGGUUGCUGUCAGAGUAAGGCCUUUGAAUGGAGCCGAAGUUGAAGAUGCAAGCUGCACCGAAAUUGUGCAUGUUUUGGACGAAAACCUGGUGGUGUUGAAAGAUCCCAAUGAAGAUCAAGAUGACAUUCUCAGAGUAAACAGAUCAAGAGAAAAGCAGUAUAUAUUUGAUUGUGCAUUUGGUCAAAAUUCAAAUCAGGCUGAUGUAUACAAGGAAGUGGCAAAACCUUUGAUUGAAAAUGUCAUCUCAGGAUAUAAUGCUACAGUGUUUGCUUAUGGUGCCACAGGAGCAGGGAAAACGUUCACCAUGUUGGGUACUGAUAGAGAGCCUGGUAUUAUGGCACGUGCCUUGAAUGAUCUCUUCUUUGCAAUGGACAAGACUAAGGAAGAUAUGAAAUACAAAGUGUCAAUGUCAUACUUUGAAAUCUACAAUGAAAUGAUCCGUGAUUUGUUGAACCCAUCAUCUGGUUUUCUUGAACUUCGUGAAGACAGCAAAGGAGUAGUAGUGGCUGGUAUCUCAGAAGUUCAAGCCAAGAAAACAAGUGAGGUUAUGGAUUUACUUAUGAUGGGAAACAAACAAAGAACAAGUGAACCUACUGCUGCCAACAAAACCUCUUCAAGAUCUCAUGCCAUCCUCCAGGUAACAGUCACUCAGAAGAGUCGUGUAAAGAACACCAUUGAUGAAUUCAGAGUGGGGAAACUUUUCAUGAUUGAUUUGGCUGGAUCUGAGCGGGCUGCACAGACAAAGAAUCGUGGUAAGAGAAUGAUAGAAGGCGCACAUAUCAACCGUUCCUUGCUUGCUUUGGGAAACUGCAUCAAUGCUCUGAGUGAAAAUCGAGGGCAUUAUGUCAACUACAGAGAUAGCAAACUGACCAGACUUUUAAAGGAUUCUUUGGGCGGUAACUGUCGCACAGUGAUGAUUGCCCAUGCAAGUCCUGCAAGUGGAUCAUAUGAGGAAACUCGUAACACACUCCUGUAUGCAGAUAGGGCUAAGAACAUAAAAACUAAUGUGAAGCCAAAUCAGUUCAGCGUAUCGUACCACAUUGCACAGUACACCAACAUCAUUGCUGAUUUGAGAAAAGAAAUAUUUCGUCUCAAACUCAAAAUCUCUGAACAUGAUGGGGACAACAGUACUGAAAGCUCAAAGCAACAAAAAGACAAAAAUCCGGAAGAGAUGAAUAAGUUGCGAGACCAACUUGUCGGUACGUUUAAAGAACAGAUGGAUAUCAGGCGCAGGUUGAUAGAACUUGAGGACACUGCCAUGCAGAUCUCACUUGACAUGAACCGCUACAUGUUGGUGAUAGAUGAAUGGGAACAGGAGAAGGCCAGGAGAGGCGUACGUAAAACUACCAGAAAUUCAUCAGGGAAAACUAACGACUCUGAGUUGAAGAGCGACUUAGGAACUGCGACUUCUUUCGAAAAUGAAAACAGAGAGAAAAUCGACGGGACUUCAGCUUCCGCAGAAGACAAAAACGUCCUUGACGAAAACCUCCGCGAAGAAACAACACUGUCCAAUAUCGAGAGUGUGGAAGACGUUGAAAGCAAAGACAUGGACACCGAAAAGGUUAAGACGUCUGAAGCACGCGAAGGUGCAGAAAUCGCAGAGCCUGACGAAGUAUCUUUUGCACGAGAGGAGAUUACAACACUGAUUGCAGAGGAAAAACGCACGUCAAAUCUCAAAGUAGAUCUUCAGGGAAAGCUUCAGCAGACACGAAAGGAGGUUGAAGCUUUGGAAGAACUGUUACCCAAGAAGAUAAGCAGCGAAGAGAAUCGAGAAAUCUUGGGUCUGCUGUGCAAGGUUCACGAGCUGGAAAUUACAAAUGCUGAGCUUCAGUCGAACUCGUUACUCAGGGAGAACUUGUUACGACAGAAAGACUUGGAGAUGAACAAGUAUGAUUCACGGCAACGGUUAUGUGAUGAAAUUAUUCAAAUGCAGAGAGCUGUUAUUAAUGAUUCUGGAGCAAAAUGUUCCACAGAGCUCGAGGCACUUUAUGAUGUUUACAUGGAGCAAUCAACUUACUCUGAACAACGCGAGGACAGUUCAAACGCACAAGAGAACGGAGAAAGCUCUUUGAACACGUUACAAAAGGCUUCACUUCUUGCCGGGAUUAAUCGCCGAAUGAUGCCCUUAGCAAGAGAGAAGUUAUUCACAUUCAGUAAGCUGUCACCUUUGAGUGAGGAGACACCUUCUCGUGUGAUGUCACUUCAGAACUCACCCGUGAAGAUGUCACGGGCCACACCUUCUGCUCGCACACAGAUUUCAGAUGGCGUGUUUACAAGGGAAACCAGUUCUCCAAUUCCUCUGCCCACACCUAAGAAAACGAAAAAGCUUCUGAGCCUUACUGACGACGGUGAAAGUAUACGCAGUUCACCUACGGUGUCGUCUGUAAUGGGAGACUUGCACGAAGAAGUGAAGCCCGCUACUCCAGCAAGCCCCGUGUUUGCCCGAACGAGAAAAAUUGCUGAGAUCGCUGCGCGCCGUCGAGGCGGCCUGGACAAGAGUAUUAGAACUAGCAAUAGUAGACUGGAACCUGGUAGAGAGCUCCCUACAAAGUCUAGUUCUGUCACGGACAUGCGCGAGCCCGACCAAGCUUCCGAAAGUCGAAGUGUUCAGAGGAACAAAAGACUCCCGGUGAAGGCUUCGCUUAGUAUGAGUGAUUUGUCUGUAAUUGACAAAAGGAUCGGAGACGUCUCAUAUGAAGAAGCGCCACCAGGGGACAAACCGAAGGGGGCCGUGAGGAACAAGGUCAAAAAUGCCUCUCAAAGGAAGCCCAGGAGAUUACGUUCCGCAUCGUUAGAUGAAUCUAAAGUGGUGAGAGUGAAACCUCGGCGCACUCGUAAAGAAGAGUUACAAGAAGCGGCUCGACAGAAAGUGGCCGCCGCAUUGGCGCAGUCAAAUACAAGAAGCAGAAUGUAUGGGGGGCAUGGCACAGAAGGACGCAAAGCCGUCAGGACACGACGAUCCAGAGGAACGAGUCUUUCCAAGCCUGUCUCAGAUACAGAAAGUGGAAAACCAAUAGGGAAACCUUCUGUUUCUGCCGCCAGCAAUCCACAAGAUGGAGAGGUGCAGACAUUCUGGACGAAUGUGACUCCGCCGUCCACUGUCCAUCAGUAUGGAGUUAUUUAUGGUAAAGGGCACACCAUCCAAAAAAGAUACCGUGUUCCUCCAGAGAUCAGUGGAACGGAUUCGAGCCAAUCCACUCCGAAGCGUAAACCAAGGAAAAAGCCGCCGAAUACCGGUACAAGAUCCGUCGACGAACUAUCAGUGAGUGGUAUUGCCGUGCGUCCCUCAAAACAGGCUGCAAGCGUGCGCAGAAGUUAGUUAAAGCUGUCACUGAUGGUCCUGUCCUAAAUAUUUCAAGAAAAGAACACGUAGAAGUUAUAGUGGAUGUCAAUACUCAGUAGACCUUCUACUUGCCUUUUCUAUAGCAAUUAGAUCUUAGAGCUCUAGAAGCCAAAAAUGAACUCGAUGUACAUGUACCCACAGAGGUAGUGUAACAACGUAAGACAACCUUUCUCCUCUGAUAAAAUAUCGCUUGAUCAGUUGAGCUGUACAGUGUAAUGACAAUAAGCAAGUUCGGUUUUUAUGGACACUGCAUAUUUAAUAUUGAAGACAAGACAAGAGUGACUUGUUGACAGUUAAUAUGUACAUAGCAGGAUCCAAUAUUUAUUUAUGCAGGUUUUAUUUUGGAUCUUGAAAAGGAAAUGUAAAGCUAUUUAGUAACAUGUAUAGUUUGAUACGUUUUUAAAUACAAUACGUUUUUCCACAAUUGUCAAUAAAAAUAAACUGAGCGGUUACUAAAAUAGA